This is a messenger RNA of Vicia villosa (hairy vetch), 1047 nucleotides long. Its product is annotated as U1 small nuclear ribonucleoprotein A. Bases 123 to 860 code for a protein of 245 amino acids. The transcript is spliced from 5 exons. NCBI's taxonomy places the organism in Eukaryota, Viridiplantae, Streptophyta, Magnoliopsida, Fabales, Fabaceae. Gene Ontology annotation, molecular function: U1 snRNA binding. The record is from RefSeq and is a predicted model, not a curated record. Gene Ontology annotation, cellular component: U1 snRNP. Gene Ontology annotation, biological process: mRNA splicing, via spliceosome.
CAAAAAAGAACACUUUGGCGGCACGGAGCAGCUUCUCCGGCAGUGGCUUAUAGGGUUUAGCUUCCCCGGUCAUCAACAACCGAACCUCACUCUCUCCCAUUUUUCGAAAUCUCAUCUUCAAAAUGGCUGAACUUACCAACACUCCCGCCGAAACCCCUCAAAACAUGACCAUCUACAUCAACAACCUCAACGAAAAAAUCAAAAUCGAGGAGUUGAAGAAGUCUCUGCACGCUGUUUUCAGCCAGUUUGGGAAGAUACUUGAGGUGUUGGCUUUCAAGCUACUGAAACAUAAGGGUCAAGCUUGGGUGGUUUUUGAAGAUGUUACUUCUGCUUCCAAUGCGCUUAGGCAAAUGCAAGGUUUCCCCUUCUAUGAUAAGCCCAUGAGAAUACAGUAUGCCAGGACUAAAUCAGAUAUCAUAGCUAAAGCAGACGGUACUUUUGUUCCUCGUGAAAAACGGAAGAGGCACGAUGACAAAGGCAAAAAACGAAAGGAUCAAAACGAUGCUAAUUUAGCUGGAAUGGGAAUAAAUCCUGCUUAUGCUGGUGCUUACGGCACAACACCUGCUUUAUCCCAGAUACCAUAUCCAGGCGGUGCAAAAUCCAUGUUACCCGAGGCUCCUGCACCACCAAAUAAUAUUCUCUUUAUUCAGAAUCUUCCCAACGAAACAACUCCUAUGAUGCUGCAAAUGCUCUUUCUUCAAUAUCCUGGAUUCAAAGAAGUUAGAAUGGUCGAAACAAAGCCCGGAAUCGCCUUUGUGGAAUAUGGAGACGAGAUGCAAUCCACAGUGGCUAUGCAGGCGCUGCAAAGUUUCAAAAUAACCCCACAAAACCCUAUGCUGAUAACUUAUGCAAAGAAAUAGACAGCUAUUGAUCCGACUUAUGGUGUAAGACAUGAAAUCAUAUAUCUUUGCAUAGAGUUGUUAAUCCAUCUAAUGCAAUAGUUUCUCUUCUUAGUUGGUGUUUACCCUUAGCAGCCUUGGGUCUUGUAUGAUCAUUGUAGUUAGGUUAAUAACUUUGACAUUUUUAUAAAAAUCUGUAUUUGGCAAA